GUUCUAUUGACUCUCUUGGUUCCAUCACCUUUUGCAAUAUUCUAUAAUCCUCACCAAUUCUGCUAUUCUUACUGGGUUCGAAGCUCGUUUUAAACUUCUCCUUCUAGUUUUGCUCGCAUUAAAACUUAUUUCUACCUGGUUUCAAUUCAAUUAAAAUCCAUAUAUAUAUUUAUCAAUAUUAAUUUGAUUAUCAAACAAAUUUUACUAUUAAAAUUACUAAUAAAACACUAACAAAACACUAACAAAACACUAACAAAACACUAACAAAACACUACUAAAAUCACUAUUAAAUUGCUAAUAAAUUUACUAACAAAAUUGAGCCUUUUAAUUAUGUCCAAAUCGAAAAAUCCUAUCGAAAAUAAAAAUAAAAAUCAAAAUCAUAUUAAUAAUACUAUUAACAACAAUAAAAAAAACAUUAAAAACAACGACUUUGAUAAUAAUAAUGAAAAUGAUAAUGACAAUCACAUUGACAACAAUAAUGAUAAUGAUAAUGAUAAAACAUUACCUGCUUCCAAUUCAUUUCCACUUCCAAUUCCAAACUCAAAUUCAAACUCAAAUCAUCCCUCUUCUUCUACCUCUUCUUCCUCAAAUUUAACCAUAAAUCUAAACUCCUCCUUCAACCAUCUUAAUCUAAACCAUCCCAAAAUCUCUUCCAACAACACAACCACUACCACUAAUGAUAACGACUCCCCCCCUAGAUUCUCAACCCCCACAACUGAAAUAACUCCUACAAACUCAUCUGUCAUCCUAACCAUUGAAUCAAAUACCAUAGAUGACCAACACGACUUAGAAAUUAAAGAUAUAUUGAAAAGAUUUAACCCAAUCUACUACAUUGACAAUAAUAACGAUAAUAAUAACGAUAAUAAUAACGAUAAUAAUAACAACAAUAAUAACAACGACAAUAACGACAAUAACGAUAAUAACAAUAAUAACGAUAAUAAUGAUAACAACGACAAUAAUGAUAACGCUAAUAAUGAUAACAAAGAUAUCUAUGAAAAUACAUACAACGAUAACAAAAUCAUCAACAAAAUCAUCUCAAAUGAAAACCCCCCCUUUGACUUGAACUACGAUAAACACUCAAUCUAUUCAAACGACAUUAUCGACCCCUAUAUAAUCCCCUCCCCUACAAAAAACACAACCAAUGAACCUCAAAAACUAUCAAGAAAAAUAUCAAAAAUCAAAUUCUUCAACCAAGAUGACGCUGAAUCCGCUGAAGAACAAAUUCAAAAACUCAUAAAAUCAAAAAACUCUGACGACGACUUUAAAAUAACUCUCGACUACGAAACUGCUUCUCACCCAGGUAAUAUCUACAUCAAAAACCUCCCUCUAAACUUUACUAAAUUCGACCUUGACGACUUAUGUAGCCCCUUUGGCUCAAUCCUCUCCUGUAAAAUCAUGAAGGACGACAAGGGCAUCAGCAAAAAAUUCGGCUUUGUCAACUUCUCAAGUGGAAAGGCUGCAAAGGAUGCAAUAGCAAACCUCACAAACAAAAUCCUAGAUCCUUCAACCAACGAAAGACUAUACCUAAACCAUCACAUCUCAAAAAAGGAAAGACAAUUGAAAUACCAAGUUGAAAAAAAAAACUUCAAAAAUUUAUACAUCAAAAACUUGCCUGAAAACAAAACUGAACAUGAAAUUAUCAAAAUCUUCUCCAAAUUUGGCCCAAUUAAAUCAGUUCAUCUUCCAACCAUCGAAAAUAACCACUUCUUAAAAGGCUUUGGCUUUAUAAAGUUCGAAUCCCACCAAGAUGCUGUUAAUGCUCUACACAACUUGAACAACUCUGUAAUAGAUGGCUCCACUAUUUCUGUCUCAAGAGCCCAAAGCCGUGAAGAAAGAAACUCGAAGCUUCAAAGCCCAAUCUCAAUUCAAAAUUUAGACGACCCACUAUCUAUAUCCUCAAAUGACCCCUUCAAUAACAAUAUCACAAAUACUCCAACUCCCAAUAAGAACAACAACACCACCACCACCACUCAUUCUCAAAUUCUAGUCGAUAACUCUUUUGUUCCAAGAUCUAAUAAUGUCAUUUUUAACCCAUUAGCUAAUCUUCAAAACCAAAGAUUUAUUUCAAAUCAACAAAUCCAUCCUCAGUUCGCUCUUCCAAUUUUCAAACCUAUUGAAUCGGAAUACCAAUUAAAUAAUUUGUAUAUCAAAAAUUUGCCUCUAUCUAUCGAUGACCAAAAAUUAUCUCAACUAUUCGAACCAUUUGGUGAAAUCGUAUCUGCAAAAAUUAUGACUGAAGAUGACGGUUCAAGUAAAGGUUAUGGUUUUGUUUGCUUUAAAAGUAGAGAAAGUGCCUAUCUAGCUUUAAAUGAAAUGGAUAAAGCUUCUGUCGAAAGUUCGAAAAUCCAUGUUUCUUUUGCUCAACGUCGUAGAUCUUCUCUCGGAAUUAGAGAUAACGAAAUGGCUAGAAGAGAUAGUGUUAGCAGUGUUACAAGCUCAAUCACUGGAAACUCAAAUUCUUUUCAAUCUUUUUAUCCUCCCAUUUACUACCCACUCAAUCCAUAUCCUGCUUCAUACCCUCCACCACCAUUAGAACAAGAGCCUUCUUCUUCUCCCUCUUCUAUUAUCAUGAAUCCUCCUAAUGACCUGCCACAAACUCCCCAGGUUCCAAUUAAUUUUCCAUCUGCUCCUGGUCCACCUCUUCUUCCACCUCAAACUUAUUCGCGUUCAAACAGCUAUUCUGUUCCAUAUCCCAAUAUCCCGCCAAAUGCAAUCCCAAUUGCUUUACCAUAUAGCCACUUUCCCUAUAAUUCAAUGGGAAUGCAAGUCUUACCUCCAAACCCUCCAAGGUUUACUAAUAAUAACAAUAACAAUAAUGACAAUAAUAACAAUAACAACAACAGCAAUAAUAAUAAUAAUAAUCGUGGCAACUCAAUUCAUGGUAACCAACCUCAUGGAAACACAAAUAGAAGACCCAGUCACAAACGGAGAAGUUAUGAUUUUUCUCCUGGAAACGUAACUUUUCAACAACAAACCCCUCGUUUUAAUAUGAUUGUUCAACCAAAUAUGCCUGACUUAAGAUUUUCUUCAGGCUUAAAUCAUAUUAAUAUCGAUUUUGCAAAAUUAUCAGACAUAAUUGCCAAUUCACAAAGUCAGAUUGAAAGAACAAACACAAUUAUUGAUUUUAUUAACUCCAGUUUUAAUUCAUUACUAUACCUGUCUAUGAAUGAUAUUACAAGAUACCCUGAAACAUUUAUUAGAGAUAAUUUGGUUGAGUUAUUGAAUGAACUAAGAAGAGAUUACUCUUCUGUCGCAGAUCACAAAGAUAUUUUAAAUUUGGAAGAAUUAGAAAAGGAUGUCGACAUGAAUAUAAUCGGUGAUUGGGGACAAAAUAUUCAAAUAUUAUAUAGUCAGUUUGAACAUCUUAUCUUGAGAAAUUUUUCAGUGAACUAACUGGCAAAUUAGUUUUUGGUCUUAAACAAAACAAUAACAGUUGUUUUAUUUUUUCUUUCUUUUUUUUUUAUCGUAUCCAUAUUCUU
Molecule: messenger RNA, 3479 nt
Organism: Ascoidea rubescens DSM 1968
Lineage: Eukaryota; Fungi; Ascomycota; Saccharomycetes; Ascoideales; Ascoideaceae
Exons: 1
Coding region: 331-3393 (1020 amino acids)
Cellular component (GO): ribonucleoprotein complex; cytosol; nucleus
Molecular function (GO): mRNA 3'-UTR binding; poly(A) binding; poly(U) RNA binding
Source: RefSeq, a predicted model, not a curated record